UUUUUUAUUUUAUUUUUUUUAUUUUUUUUAUUUAUUUAUUCAUUUAUUUAUAUAUUUCUUUUUUUAAUUAUAUAUUGAUAUAUUUACUUACUUUAAUGUUAUUAUGAUUACUUUAUUUGUGACUCACCUGUACAAAGUGAUUUGUGAGAUGCAGGUAUGACCUUUCUGGAGGACGUGACAACAGCGUCAACUUUUGCAUCUAGCUCCAUUUAUUGAAAAACUAUUAGUCCUAGAUCAAUCAGGCUUGGUUUAUAAUUGCACCUAUGGAUGUUCAUCAGAAAGCAUAAAAAAUAAAAAUAAAAUUAAUUAAAGUUUUAAUUUAAAAAAAUUGAAUUUGAUUUUUAAUAAUAUAUGUUUUUAAACAUGCAUUAUCAGUGAGCUGAGGUGUGUGCCCAGGACAGCGUGCUUGAACCUCAAUUGGAUAUAAGCUGGAAAAUAAGUUGGAAUGAAAUGAAUGAAACAUCAGUAAACAAAAUUGAACGUUUGUUUCUCUGCAGGCGUACACUUCUGGCUCGCAGCUGUUGGAUGUCAAUGAGAGAGCGUUGUUGUCUCCUGUGUCUAUGGGUGCUAACACGGGCAUGUCCAAUGGCAGUGUUCCACAAGACUGGAGCGGAGCUACUCAGCCACGACAAGCCAUGGGGGGAACCAACACAGUCUUAUCACUCAACAGAUUAAAUGAUCCAACAAAUUUCCAAGCAUAUCCAGCUCCAUUACGUCAACAAGGUGUCGACUACGGCUAUAUGUACGAAACCCCGCCUAAAGGGGCAGGCCAGAGUUUAAAUGACAGCUCGUCAUAUCUGUACCAUGGUUACGGCCACAGCAGUGACUAUCAGAUGUAUGGUGAAAAUAAUAACAAAAGGCGGGUUGAAACGGAAGGUGCAAAUAGAAAUUACAAGCGCACCAAACCGGACAGCUAUUACUAUGACAACAUCCAGAGUGGAUUUGCAUAAACAACUGUUAUUAUAUACUAAAGGCGUGUUGUAACAAUAUGAUGUGUAGUAACGAUUCAUAACUUACGGUAAAAGGUCUAUUUAUAUUUUGAAGGUGCCAGAAUUGUCAGUUAUUCCACUGUAUAUUGUAAAUUAUGAUUGAAUAAUUUGCUAUCAAUGUGGUCUUUACUAGCACUAGUUGUAAAGUUGUGAACCAGUGAAAUUGCUUAAUAUAUAGAUUGUUACUACAUGUUGCACUGUGUGAACGCACCUUAAGGACCAUGUCUCCUUGCCAACAGCAUUUACAUAUGAUAAAUUAUUCAUAAAAAUGUAUUCUUGCCCAAUCCCAUCUCCACUCCCCAUUCUAGUAUGCCCCCCUUAUUUCAUUUCUUAUUUAUUUAUCUUCAUUCAUUUACACAUUAUGUCUUUAUUCUUUAUUUCUUCCUUUGAGUUUCAUGGAAAUAUGUUUCUCUAAUUAAAAACAAAAAAUCAUCUAAACUAGAGACCUUGGUGUGAAGAAGUAUCACUCUGACUUCCCAACACCUGAGACUAGUUCAGUAAAACUGAUUUUUACUAACGCUUAGCAUGUGAAAUAAAAACAAAUAGUACUACAUAAGGAUUAAAUGUAAAUGCUCCAUUUGGUAACAUCUUAAGUGGCUCCCCAUAAUCUUAACUUAGGGGAGUAAUUAAUAAGUCCCAGAAAAAAAUUCACAGUGAUAUCUGAAAUUGAUAUUUAUUAAUUUUAUUUUUUUACAUUUUUAUAUUCAUAUUUGUAUUCAGUUGAGGUUCAAGCAUGUUGUCCUGGACACACACACACACACACGCACGCACGCGCACACACACACACACACACACACACACCUCUGCUAGCUGGAUUGUCUGUCCAGGACAGUAGUUCUUAACCCAAUUUCGCGCAUGAUUUUAUUGACUUAGUCCAUAAAUACGUUUUUCAUGUCUACGUUUUAGUGCACAGCAAAAAACACUUUGAUUGAUAAGUGAUUGUUUUCACUCACAACGUUUUCAGUGUGGUGACAAGAUAAAGUAUUUACUAGUGACUUAAAAGUAUAAAUCAACGAUGCCAAAUUUUGUGUAGUAAUCCCCUUUCGAAAACAAAGAUAUGGAAAUGAACCAUUACCACGCACUGAAUCACAUUAAUGGAAAGUGGGCCUUUGUGGUUAAUCAGUGAAAGAGUUGAUAAAAUUUAUAUUGGAUGGGAGCCAGUACUCGGUACGAUCCUAAUACCUACCAGCCUUAGUCUAUGUGGCCUAACUACUUCGCUGGUCUUAGAUAAACACCUCUAGCUGUUAGGGCAUCGAAAAGUACCAAAUAUGACCAUAUCCAGUUUCUAAUGACAAAUCACAAUCUCUUGGCCAAUCAAAUCACUUGUUACAAAUAGAUACUACAAUCUUUUCAUCCAUUCAAAUUGCUUGUUACAAAUAGAUACUACAAUCUCUUGGCCAAUCAUAUCGUAUUUUACAAAUAGAUAUUACAAGUCACUUAGGGGUGACUGAUCUCAAGCUAGUGCUAUAUUUUACAGGUGCCAAAAUUAAAACACGGAUGUGUAGUUUAGAAAGUAGUAUAUUAGUUUUCGAAAAUGGUGGAAUGCCUUAGAUGAAUAGAUUUAGAAAGCUAGAUUUGUUUCAAGAAUCUAAAUAUUAGAGUUUAUUUACAUUUUAAUGUAUCAGUCAUGUUGUUUGUUUUUUGUUGUUUUUCGCUGUUUGCAAAGACACAGUGCAGAAUGAAUUUGUUUGGUGUUUUACGUUUUUGGUGUUUUUGUCUGAUGAUUUAGGGAUCUGGCUAUGAGUAAACAGUAUACUCACACAGCAGACUCUUUCCACAUGUCAGUAAAAACACAUGUUCUCAAAACAUCUAUCAUCAUGAUGUUGUUUUGUUUUCAAUUUUUAAUUCUGAUUUUAGCUUGUUGUUUUUUUGUGUUGUUGUUUUUUGCACAAAAUGAUUUUCCUAAAUUAGCUGGAUUUGAUAUGAAAUAUUUGGGUAUAGGAUUCAGCUUUUCAAAUAUCAUUUGAGCUUUAAAAAACCAAUUUUUUUUAUUAAAGUAAAAGUAUGCUGUGUUUAAUGACACAGCACGUUUGCUUCAUUAAUUAUCGGCUAUUGGAUGUCAAAAAUUUGGUAAUUCUGACUCGUAGUCUUCAGACAAAACCUACAUUUGUUUCGCAUUGGGGACAAAGAAUGUUAUGUAUGUACUUUCCCACAGACAGGACAGCACAUACCAUGGUCUUUGAUAUACUAGUAAAGGGGCAAUAGUUGAAAUGAGGAAAGAAACCUGAAAUUGGAAUCACGUCCCUUAUCUGUACCGUGUGCCAGUCUCCAUCAAGAAUGUUUUUGUCAGUAGUUUUGGUUUGGCUUGAUGUAAAAAAGAAAGAAAAAUGUUAAAAAAAAAAUAAAAAAAAUGUUGUACAGUUUGUAAAAGCAUUGGUCAAGAUGUAAAUUAAACAGCAAUAUUUACCCAUAGUACAGAAUAUCAUGUUCUCCAUGUCGGUUUCAAUUAUAAUAAUAUCUCCAUUGUAUGUUACUAAUUGGAGAUUCACUUCGUAUAUUUAUAUAUAUAUAUAUAUAUAUAUAUAUAUAUAUAUAUUUGAAGUUUCAUCACAAAACGCGAUAAAUGCUACUAUACACACCCAAUCCUAAAAACUUUUAUUCCAAACCACCAUAAACACUGUGCCAGUUUCUCUGCAAUCUGAGAUAUAUCCUCAGACAAUCGCAUCACAUUUAGCUGAAAACUGAAUUUGAACUUGUGUUUGUCUAUGUGUGAACAGUGUCUGAGUGGUGUUCGCACAAUGGUUUUUAAUAUGGCGUUUAUCUCGUUUUGCGAUGAAACUCUUCAUAUAAUAUAAAUUUAAACUUCGUGGAGCAGUACGUGGCGUUUUUCAAUAUGGGUAAGUAUAAAUUAUACUUGUUAAUUAUAAUUAUAUAUUAUGAAAUCAUAGUUGUUAUAAAUGUGUAACUUAUUGAA
Messenger RNA from Gigantopelta aegis, 3903 nucleotides. RefSeq lists its product as uncharacterized. Lineage: Eukaryota; Metazoa; Mollusca; Gastropoda; Neomphalida; Peltospiridae. The transcript is spliced from 2 exons. Bases 561 to 950 code for a protein of 129 amino acids. The record is from RefSeq and is a predicted model, not a curated record.